Colletotrichum destructivum is the source of this 1144-nucleotide messenger RNA. Its product is annotated as Putative 3-oxo-5-alpha-steroid 4-dehydrogenase, probable O-methyltransferase UstE. Bases 2 to 1141 code for a protein of 379 amino acids. Gene Ontology annotation, biological process: lipid metabolic process. The transcript has 2 exons. Gene Ontology annotation, cellular component: membrane. Gene Ontology annotation, molecular function: oxidoreductase activity, acting on the CH-CH group of donors. Lineage: Eukaryota; Fungi; Ascomycota; Sordariomycetes; Glomerellales; Glomerellaceae. The record is from RefSeq and is a predicted model, not a curated record.
AAUGGCGACGGCUCACGUUCUUGAUGACUACUAUCUAGCCAUCACGGCGAUUAUCACAGUGGCGUAUCAACUGUUCUUCUUUUCCAUAGCCUUCAGCUUCAAGUUCGACAAGCUCACCGGAAUGCACAAGACUAACAACGGCCCAGAUUUCGCCGGCGGCACAAACUUUGUGGUCCUCGCCAUCAUCACCCUCUCCCUCAGCGGCCAUGCCCAUGCGCGCCAGGUUGUCGCCUCCGUCUUCAUCAUGCUCUGGGGCGCCCGCCUCUCGGCCUUCCUCCUUUUCCGCAUCCUCAAGACGGGCAAGGACGACCGCUUCGACGACAAGCGCGAUAAGUUCUUCCCCUUUCUCGGCUUCUGGGUCUUCCAGAUGAUCUGGGUCUGGACCGUCUCGCUGCCUGUCACCAUCCUCAACUCGCCCAACGUCACGCGCUACCCGCAGCACGCGUUCGGCACCGGUCGUGACGUCGUCGGCGUCCUCUUCUUCAUCGUCGGCUUUGUCAUGGAGUCCGUCAGCGACGCCCAGAAGUACCGCUUCCGCAGGGACAACCCGAGCCGUGAGGCUAUCUGCGACAAGGGCUUCUUUAAGGUCUCGAGGCACCCCAACUACUUUGGCGAGAUCAUUAUUCAGUUCGGUAAGCUUCUUGCCCCCCCCCACCUUGGACCCCCAAAUCUUUUUCCUAGACGCUUCACUAACAACGCACUGCCAGGCAUCUACAUGAUCGCCGUCUCCUCCGCCGCGGAUGGCUACGUCGGCGGGCAGGCCUUCAAGGCCCUCUACGCCACCAUCCUUGGCCCCUUCUUUCUGACACUGCUGCUCAUGUUCGUCUCGGGCCUGACCCUGCAGGAGCGGCCCGGCGCCAAGAAGCGAUAUGAGAACGGCCAGAACUGGGAGGGCUACCGCCGCUACCUUGAGCGCACCAGCAUCCUGAUCCCCUUCCCGCCGCAGCUGUACUCUCGUGUGCCGACGCUCCUAAAGCGCACCGCCUUCCUCGAAUUCCCCAUGUACGUCUUCGACCCGGCGAAGCACUCCGACGCCGGUGCGCGCGCCGAAGAGGGCCACCAACACGAAUCCGUUGCCACGCCGGCAAAAGGGAUUGGGAGACCGAGCGGCGAUGAGUCGCUUGUUGGGCAGCACUCGUGAGCC